GCCCCGGGGGAACUUAGCCUUGCUCUACACCCAGGGGUCAAAUUACACUUUGGCUUUUGGGGGGGGAGCUGCGAGAAAAAAAGUGAAACCGGUUCAUUGACUAAGGAGUCCGCCUAAGUGAAGGUGCAGCCCCAUAGGAGGACGCCCCCGUUAUGAUUUUUAAACCGCUGUCCGCUGAGCUUCCUCCUUCAUUCUCAUCCUGUAUGGGGGGGGCAGGCUGCUGCUGCUGAGGUUAUUCUUAGAAAAAUUACUUCCCCAAGAUUCUGAUGAUUGGGAAAACAGCUGUCCAGACUGUUGUAUUACUCAUUCCAGAAGGAACAAACACUUGAAGCAAAGAUUUUCAAAAGAGCUGAUACUUGAAUUCCUGCAGUGGGAUCUACUGGCAAGGCCCCUUAUGCCCAAUGGGGACCCUUUGAAAUCGGUGGAAUCCUUUGUGGACUAGAGGACCUUGACGCAGACUUGAGGAUGCGUCAGGAUGAAACGCCACAGGCAUCUAAGCACCAGUGACAGUUCAGACAAUGAGAGUCCUUCCACAUCCUUUUCUUCUUGUUCUAAGUACAGGAGCAAAUCAAAAACACCAUCAAAUGAACAAAAGAAACCUGCUGAGGUGUUCCGGAAGGAUCUCAUUAGUGCCAUGAAACUCCCUGAUUCUCACCAUGUUAACCCCGAUGAAUAUUACCUCUUUGCGGACACAUGGAAACAGGAGUGGGAAAAGGGUGUUCAGGUCCCAGCCAGUCCAGACACAAUUCCACAGCCUUCCCUCAGGGUUGUAGCAGAAAAGGUGAAGGAAGUGCUAUAUACCCGACCUCGGAAGUAUAUCCAUUGCUCCAGCCAAGAACCUGCAGAACCUGGUUACAUCAACAUUUUAGAACUGGCAGAAUCUGUGUGUCGCUAUGACUUGGAUGAUAUGGAUAUCUUUUGGCUUCAAGAACUAAAUGAGGAGCUUACAGAAAUGGGAUGUGGGCACCUGGAUGAGAACACAAUGGAGAAGACAAUAGAAGUCCUAGAACGGCACUGUCAUGAGAAUAUGAACCAUGCUAUUGAAACUGAAGAAGGGCUGGGCAUAGAAUAUGAUGAAGAUGUGAUCUGUGAUGUGUGCCGGUCCCCUGACAGUGAAGAUGGGAAUGAUAUGGUGUUUUGUGACAAAUGUAACAUCUGUGUCCAUCAGGCAUGUUAUGGAAUCUUAAAGGUUCCAGAAGGAAGCUGGCUGUGUCGUACUUGUGUUCUGGGAAUACACCCUCAAUGUCUCUUGUGUCCAAAGAGAGGAGGUGCCAUGAAAGCUACCAGGACAGGGACUAAGUGGGCACAUGUGAGUUGUGCCCUCUGGAUUCCGGAGGUGAGCAUUGCUUGCCCAGAAAGGAUGGAACCAAUCACAAAAGUGUCUCACAUUCCACCAAGUCGAUGGGCUUUGGUCUGUAGCUUAUGCAAACUGAAAACUGGUGCUUGUAUUCAGUGCUCUGUGAAAAGUUGCAUUACUGCCUUUCACGUCACCUGUGCCUUUGAGCAUAGCUUAGAGAUGAAGACCAUUUUGGAUGAUGGGGAUGAGGUCAAGUUCAAGUCAUAUUGCCUAAAACAUAGCAAAAACAAGCAGAAUUCACUGCCUGAUAUUGAUGAGAACCCUAAGAGCAUGGCAGACCAGAAGCACACAGAGAGUGAGAAAACCAGUUUGCGUGCUCAGAAACUUAGAGAGCUGGAAGAGGAGUUCUACACACUAGUUAAAGUAGAAGAUGUUGCAGCAGAACUGGCCCUUCCUAAGCUUGCUGUGGACUUCAUCUAUAAUUACUGGAAAUUAAAGCGGAAAAGUAACUUUAAUAAACCAUUGUUUCCUCCCAAGGAGGAUGAAGAAAAUGGGUUGGUGCAGCCAAAAGAAGAUAGCAUUCAUACCCGCAUGCGAAUGUUUAUGCACUUGAGACAGGAUCUAGAGAGGGUGAGGAAUCUAUGCUACAUGGUAAGCAGAAGAGAGAAACUAAAAUUGUCUCAUAGUAAAGUACAUGAACAAGUCUUCAACUUGCAAGCUCAGCUCACUAACCAGGAAAUUGCUGCAGGCCAUACUCUGACAAGUGCACUGGAAAACACACUGUUUUACCCACCUCCCAGGAUCACCCUGAAGUUAAAAAUGCCUAAAUCAGCACUGGGGGAUUGCAAAAAUAACUCACUGAAACCUGGCAACAGACCCCUUUCUCCUGACAACAAUACCACUGUGUACAGCAAAAGGAGUUUGCAGCUGUCAAAGGAGUCAUUUGAAAUUAAAAUGAAAUCUUACUCAAGGUACCAGCAUGACAACCGAAGUAACGGGCUGCUGGGAGGGAUCAGCAAGUCUAGGAAUGAAACGAAGGAUUUAGGACCUGCACAGUUACCAGAGUUUCCUCGUGGGCAGCCAUCUGGUAAACCAUUAGCACUUCAAGCUGCUUUGCAUGGACAGUCUUCAAAUGGCAAUGGAAAAAUGCAGCAAGAGAAUGCAAGACUAGUCAAGUCCAAUGGUUUAAUGGGAAGGUCAGGGGAUGUUAUUCAGAGAGACAGCUCCAGCCAGACGCCAUAUGAACACGAUUCUGUGCUCACUGCUCAUUUGGCUAGUCAGAGCAGCUUUAGAAAAUCCACCAUAGAACAUUUUAGUAGGUCCUUUAAAGAGGCAACCAACAGCUUGGUGAGGACCACAGAAGAUCUCAGAUGCUGUGAAAAGCCAACAAGAAGGCUUUCAACUAAAGAACGUUUGUGGAACAAACAGGUUCUUGAAGGAGCUCCUUACCAGGACAAUGAUGGGUAUUGCCCCGAUUUGGAACUGAGUGACUCUGAAGCUGAAAGUGAUGAGAAUAAAGAGCAAGUCAGAUUAAGGAGAAGCAGCUCAGAGAGGGGAAGCCCAAGUAAAGAUUUUGGUCGAGAUUGUCACAGUAGAAACAAAAAAAAUAUGAUUUCUCACAGUUCAGUUCAAAGGUGAUUAGAACCUUCUAUGGGGGUAACUCAACCUUGGCAUAACCCGGUGUGCCGGUGCAAAAGGGUUUCUGACUACAGCACAGGACCAUGUUAAAAAGACAUGCAGUAGGAAAGAGGGAAACAGCAACUGGAGUAGUGUUACAGCUGUGAAUUGGCUUGCCAUUUUAAGGUGGUUAAUCAAGUUUUUCUGCAAGGUCUUAAGGAAAUCCAGUGAGUUUUAUCAGGGUUUACAUCUGGGAAAGGUUGGAGCAGUGAACCUUUGUUAUUGCUCCAGGGAACUGCUUCCUUUUUGCCAGCUUUUGUGUAAGGCAGUGCUUACAAUAUAUGAUGACAGCUUUGUGUUGGAGACAGCUAUUAAAAGAGUCCUUGCAUUAAUGUGUAACAUGCUGCAAGAGACUAAUGUGGACACUGAAGCUGCAUUCCCAUUGCACCUGCAGUGUGGCCUUGAUCCAGCAGAGCACUUAAGCACGUGCUUACUUGUUAAGCAUGUGAAUAGUCCCAUAGAGCAUUUAUACACAUGCUUUUUCGGUGCUGUGUAUGAAUAGCGAAAUGUGCAUGAGCGCGAAGAAAAUGGCGGCACGCUUUUGAACUGAAACACCUUCGAUGUGUUUUAGUUCAAAAGUGUGCUACCGCCAUUCACUCCAUACUGAUGUGCAUUUCACCGUUUAUACAAAUGUAUGUGCCUCAGCAGCAGGUGCUUUUAACAGACACCUGGUGCUGCAGCGCAGGCAUGCGUACAAAUGCCUAUAGAGUUCAGUGGUGAUACUUGGACACUUAAAUUUAAAGCCUUUGUUUAAGCUCUUGGCUGGAUUGGGGUCGAAGUGACUACUAAAUGGAGAUCUUGUUGGGCAGAAUGUCUAGAACUCCAGUGAUAUUUGUGAACCCUUUCUCAGGGUGGAAGCAAACAUCACCAAUGCUGCCAAACUUACUGACCUCUAGAUACGCCCCCAUUCUUGCUCAUGCUAAAGGUUGUGUUUCCCUUUACAAUAAUUUGCUUAUUUUGUAAAUAUACAACUUCUAGCGCUUCAAUUUUUUAAAUCUCUGUAUAUAACUGCUUGUUGUGGGAUGCACUUGUAAAUAUUUUACCCAGCUAACAAGUACAGAUGGCUAAUUUUGUGAAUAGUGUUUACAAAAGUAGAUGUACUACUUCAAAGAAGAAUGCUAUUUGACACCUAAAUUUAGGCAAUCACGGAUGGUGCCAGGUCCCUGGUGAAAAUGAUUUCAUAUCUGGUGGCAUAUAUACCUGGUAUUUUUUAAAUAAGCUGAACUAGAAAUCUUUUUUGUUUGACCUUUUUGUAGAGGCCAAAAUUUUCAAACUUAGCUGCUGAAGUACAAGUUUAGAAACCUUAACUUCUGGCACCUCAGUCUGAAAAAAUGUAGCCAGCUGUUAGUUGAAAGUACAUUUUUAUUACUAGUGGCCUAAACUAAAUUACAUUUUAAGAUGCUUAUCAAUUUCCAGUUAGUUGCUCCUUCCCAAACUAAAAUGCUGCGCGCCAGUCCUAAAAUUUGCCAAUGCAAAUUGUAAACUAAUGUAGAAACAGUCAACCAACCACAGAAAAUAUCCUGUUUUGUUCAUUACUGUACACGGCUUUGUUUUUUUAAUAAAAAUAAACUUCUGUUUUUCAGAUAUUGUGUUAACCAAGAGAUUAAUUGCAUUGUUCUGCUGAAAUGCUAUAUAUUUUUUAGUCAUAAAUGUGUAAAGCCCUGUCCCACAUCAGGGCCUGGAAUGGGACAUAUGUUGCAUAGAGCUCCACAUAAAGCUCCUUUGCCUUGGAGUAAAUUUCACCCAAAAGACAGAUGUUAAACACCCAAUAUAAAGAAGUCUACAGAAUACAAAUUGCAGCUUCAUUUUUCUUCUUUUUUUUCCCUUCAUGGUCCUAAUUAAUUUUGUGGAUUUUAGUUUGGGAAAGCACAACAAAACCUUUUUGGAUGACUUGAACUGGAAAUUUUCCUAACUGCAAUAGUUAUCUACUUGGGUCUGGAGGACAUGUCAUUAAUGAAAUAAAAAAUAUACUUGGCAGUUCUGCGCUCUCUGCUUCAUGCAUCCUUAUGAUUGUUUUCUUUCACUUCUUGAUUUUCUGUAUAUCUGUGUAAUUGUCUUUCUAGAGGUGUAUUUUCAAAAUAUUUCUUUUGGUGUAAAUAUGCAGUAGCAUUUUUAGGUUUCCUUAUAUUUUAUUUUAAUUGGAAAUGCUUUGUGUUCCUAAGCCAUGGGUAAUUCAGAAUGAGUAAGCAAAUGUCUGUUCAUUUGUACUCUGAUUCUCUUAGUUCUCCUUCAAUAUUUAUUAUUAAUCCUUUACUGGUCAUGAAAUUGUAUGGAGCUCAUCUUGGGAAUAUAUUUAUCUCAGAGGCCAGCAGAACAGUAUGCUCUUUCAUGCCCAGUAGUUGUAUCUGUCAGAGGUUGGGGAAAAUGGUGCUUCAGCAACUCCAGAGUCUCUGCUGUUUGGGGAAUGCUCACUCAAUUGUUUCCAGCCCGGGCAAUAAUCUUGUAGACUUUUACAAGAUGUUAAUAGAUACAUGAAGGAGUCCUUGGUUAUGUAGUUCUCAAGUACUGUCCUCAAAGUGCAUUUUGCUAGUUUUUACUGUGUGUUCGGUGGCUAACUGUUUGAAGUAUUACCUCUUAACCUUAUUUGUUAACUUUUUGUUUUCCAUUUUGUUUUUAUUUAUAUAUAUAUAAAUUAAAUUUAUAUGUGUAAUUUAUAUAUAUAUAAAUUGAAUUCAGUUUUCCAAGAUGGACUCAGUCUUUUUCAGAUAUCCCCUUUUUACAAGUACUUUUUCAUUAAAUUAUGAAACUGCUAACAGUA
This is a messenger RNA of Alligator sinensis (Chinese alligator), 5732 nucleotides long. It is a transcript of the gene JADE3, whose product is annotated as jade family PHD finger 3. The transcript has 12 exons. Gene Ontology annotation, cellular component: histone acetyltransferase complex. The record is from RefSeq and is a predicted model, not a curated record. The coding region runs from base 476 to 2935 and encodes 819 amino acids. Lineage: Eukaryota; Metazoa; Chordata; Crocodylia; Alligatoridae. Gene Ontology annotation, biological process: regulation of transcription by RNA polymerase II.